CUCAACACUGACAGAAUUCCGCCUUCGACCAUUGCAUUCGUGUGUUGACAAACAAACGGAACUGCAAAGUUGCUUGAAAUCAUAUUUCUCCCCCGAACUAUGCUCUAAACUCCUACCCAAAUAUGAACUCAGAUACGCAGAUCAUAAAGUUAGUGGAAGAAAUUUUGGUUGAGAAGACCGACGACUACGACUAUGAAGGGCUUGUGGUCAAUGAAGCGGAAAUCCAGAAGCGAGUUGAUGAUGGAUUCAAUAAAUUCGCCACUGUUUUUGGUGCAAUGUCGCAGGAUGCAAAGGAGGGAGCGCUGAGACAGUAUUUGAUCUACGUGGCCGGAAUUAACCACCGAAAUAAGGUACACAAGCACAUGCAAGUGUUGAACAAACUGGUCGGAAUGAACAUCGUACAGGCGAGAUUGUUGUGCGAGCAGAUUAUGGGCUCGGAAAAGCUAGUGUUUCAGAAUCAGGCAUUCUGGAUCGAGUGUUUUCAGGUUGUCCGUAAAAUUAUCGGCGGCGUCGACUACAAAGGGGUCCGGGAGAUCAUGAAGUGCUGCAAGGAGAAGGCACUUUCGUUCCCUACCGCCAUCAGCUCAAGCAUCCUACCACAGAUGCUCGAACUGACGGAUGUGAUUGAGCAUAUCUUCAAUCGGAACGCGUGCCUCCUCCCAGCGUACUUUAUUAUCAACGAGAUACAGAAGGCGGACUAUCAGGACACCCACUGGCGCAUCGCCAAUCUGAUUGCGAACUUCAUUGAGGAGUUUGUAAUCGUUGCGCAAAUGCUGUCGAUCAUUGGCCACUCGUCGAUGCUGCCGAUCGUUGAGCACUCUGCAUAUGCGGACAAUCUGAUCAAUCCCUGGAAGCUCGAUCCGAACACACUGAAGCUCUCGUUGAGGGGGAAUUUACCGUACGAACCGGACCUGUUGCAGCCCCAGACGAAACUGUUGAGAUUUGUGCUCGAGCAGCCGUAUUCUAGGGAUAUGGUUUGUUCAAUGUUGAAUCUACAGAAACAGCACAAACAAAAAUGUGUUGCCCUGGAAGAACAGUUAGUUUGGUUGGUUAUUUGCGCAAUGGAGUGCUCGGAGAAGGAACCAGCUCACUCUACAGACGGAGAAGACAGCAUUUCCAGCCACACGCAGUGGGUGUGGUUGCAACGGGAAAAACUUACCAGGUCCGAACUUAUUGAGGUAAGACAGAUUAAUAGCUCUUUCUCAAAAUUAAGGGUAGUGGUGCAUGGCCGUUCUUAGUUCGUGGAUUGAUUUGUCUGGUUAAUUCCGAUAACGAACGAGUAUAUCUCCGGGAGCAUUCAAAGAAACUCAAUCACGAAUUUUCUACCCAUCUUAAAAUUAUAUGACAUUCUCUAUCCAGAGAAGGAACCUCUUCCGGUUCCAGAUUAUAAUAAUCCUUUCUGUACCCAUCAAAUGGCUCCCACUUGCAUCUGGAUUCAUCUGUUGAAACGCGCCCAAUCUGAGCACUACAACAUCAAUCGACCAAUCCCAAUGGCGCUGAAAUUACAUCACGAGUUCCUCCAGCAUCUUGUCAUGCCCAACAAUAAUGCAACACUAUGCAUGGGAACCGAUUAUCGCAUUGCCCUUCUGUGCAAUGCUUAUUCAACGAAUCAGGAUUACUUUUCUCGUCCGAUGGCAGCUCUUAUCGAGACGAUAUUGGGAAAUCCCAAGAACCAAUCCGGAACCGGUGGCAACCAGCAGCUGCCCACUAUUCCGCUGUCGAUGUGUGUGCUGGACAGCUUGACGAUCCACAGUAAAAUGUCUUUGAUUCAUAGCAUAGUAACUCAUAUGAUAAAACAGGCGCAGAACAAAAGUACCAUUCCGAAUGCGAACAACAUGGCACCGGCGCUGGUUGAAACCUACUCGCGAUUGCUGGUUUACACAGAGAUUGAGUCCCUGGGAAUAAAAGGAUUUCUGAGUCAACUACUGCCUCAAGUUUUCAAGUCCCACGCUUGGGGUAUCCUGUAUACUCUACUGGAAAUGUUCUCAUAUCGGAUGCACCAUAUACAGCCACAUUAUCGGGUUCAGUUGCUUUCCCAUCUGCACUCGCUGGCAUCCGUUCCGCACACCAAUCAAAUGCAGCUACAUUCCUGCGUGGAAUCCACCGCCCUUCGUCUCAUCACUGGACUCGGUUCGGUGGAGGUACAGGCACAGCUCUCGCGUUAUGUCAACGAGCCAAAAACUCCGGGCAAUAUCGUGUCAGCCGAAAGUGAGGAACUAAAUCGGGCACUCAUUCUGACGUUGGCACGUUCCAUGCAAAUCACCGGCACCGGGAACGAUCCCCAAUCGAGCACGUGGUGCAAAGAUCUGCUGGCAAGCAUCAUGCAAAACACUCCCCACUCGUGGUCUCAGCAUACCCUGCAGUGCUUUCCUCCGGUGCUGAAUGAUUUCUUCGUGCAGCACAACAUUCCGAAGGAGAACAAACAGCUGCUGAAAAAGUCCGUCGACGAAGAGUACCGCAACUGGGCGUCGAUGUCCAACGAGAACGAUAUCAUCGGGCACUUUGGGACGGCCGGAACACCGCCUCUGUUUCUCUGUCUGCUGUUCAAGAUGAUUGUGGAGACGGACUCCAUCAGUCCGGUGGCUUACAAAAUUUUAGAACGCAUCGGUGCCCGCGCUCUGUCAGCCCACUUACGAAAGCUCUGCGAUUACCUUCUAUUCGAGGUAUCCAACUCUGGUGGCAGCGCUCACGUGAACAAGUGCGUAGACACCAUCAACGAUAUGAUCUGGAAACAUAACAUCAUAACCAUCGAUCGGUUGGUCCUCUGUCUAUCGCUCCGCACUCUCGAAGGUAACGAACCACAGGUCAGCUUCUGCAUCAUCCAGCUUCUGUUGCUGAAAACUCCGGAGUUCCGGAGUCGUCUCCAGGAGUUCGUGAGCAUCAACUCUCCGGAACAUUGGAAGCAGAACAACUGGCACGAGCGUCAUCUGGCGUUUCAUCAGAAAUUUCCGGAGAAAUUCGCACCGGACGAGUCCGUGUCGCAUCCUUCCCUGCCGGUAUAUUUUGGAAACGUGUGCUUGAGGUUUUUGCCGGUUUUGGACAUCACGAUACAUCGAUAUUUGGAGGUACCACCGGCUAUGAGCAAAACGGUGGACGUUUUACUUGACCAUCUAGGACCACUGUAUAAGUUCCACGACAGACCGAUCACUUAUUUAUACAACACAUUGCACUAUUACGAACGCAGGCUGCGGGAACGGCCUCAGCUUAAGAAACGACUGGUUGCAACAGUUAUCGGUUCACUGAAGGACGUUCGGCCAGAUAAUUGGGCAGUGACGGAGCAGUAUCAUGCGUACAUGUUAAAAAAAGAUGACACGGUUAACUGGAUACCCGAAUUGACCUACUAUAUUAAUCUUGUCCGUCGUAUGCAGGACACAAUCGACGGUAACAACGUAUUCUCAGGUACAGACUGGCGUUUCAAUGAAUUUCCGAAUCCGCCGGCACAUGCACUCUACGUAAGUUGUGUUGAGUUGCUCGGACUUCCAGCUGGUCCUCAAGUUGUGGCUAACAGUUUGAUAGACGUCGUGGUGAAAGGCUAUCCGGUGAUUCCGUACCAGAGUGUGCACAACUGGAUCAACACUAUCGGACUGAUCAUGGCUGCCCUGCCGGAAUCGUACUGGGGAGUCAUUUACGAGCGAUUCCGAGAUGCGAUCAGCUCACCGCAGAUAUCGGAGUGGGUAUAUCGUCAGAGUCCGUUCGAGUUGUUCAACUUCAAGAUCGUGAAAGAGGCGAUGCUGGAGAAAAACUAUGUGGUGAUUCUGGCAAUCGCCCAAAGCAUUUUGCAUCACAGCGGAAUUGGACAAAUUUCGACUGUCACAGACUUAAUCAAGGAAAAAUUCAAACCCCUCAUCAAAACGGAAUACCAACUAAUCUACUUAUGCCACCUAGUCGGUCCAUUCUUGAAUCGUCUCAGCACGGAACGUCCCCGGGCCGUGUCGGAUAUAACUCUUAUUUUAUACGAACUGCUGGAACAGGUCGAUAAGUCCCAACCAUCGGUGCCCCUGAAAUACAUGGAUCCGAUAUGUGAUCUGCUGUACCACAUCAAGUACAUGUUCGUGGGUGACAUGAUGAAAACCGAACUGGAGGCGAUCAUUCGUCGGCUUCGACCCGCAUUGCAGAUGCGGCUACGUUUCAUAACCAGAUUGAAUGUUGAUGAAAUAGGCGUGGAACAGCAGCAGCAGCAGCAGCAGAAUGUUGAGGCUAGUGGGCAAAGCAGUACCCAAUCGGGAGCUGCACAGCAAACUGCAGCGCAAACUGCUGGACAGCAGCAGGGUCUGGCCGGUGGAGUACCGCAGGUAAUGCCACCGAACAUUCAACAGUCCCAGCAACAGCAGGUGCAACAAUAAGAUGUGAGUUUUUCUUAUUUCUCUACAAACUUAAUCAGAUAUUUGUACGUGUAAGUUAUACAUUGUUUGUGCAACAUACAAAACUCUAAAGAUACUACCCCAACUAUGUAAGGUAGGAAAUAGAUCGUUUACCCAUGAGAGUGGA
Toxorhynchites rutilus septentrionalis is the source of this 4488-nucleotide messenger RNA. RefSeq names its product mediator of RNA polymerase II transcription subunit 23 (gene MED23). Gene Ontology annotation, biological process: positive regulation of gene expression; regulation of transcription by RNA polymerase II. The record is from RefSeq and is a predicted model, not a curated record. Gene Ontology annotation, cellular component: mediator complex; transcription regulator complex. Lineage: Eukaryota; Metazoa; Arthropoda; Insecta; Diptera; Culicidae. The transcript is spliced from 9 exons.